AUGUCGACCUUCGAUGGAAUCGUAGAAGAGUUUCCCGACAUUCGCAUUGACUACUUCCGGAAAUGCCCAGAACGGCCGGCGCCACUAGCUUGCUUCCUUAGCCAUGUGCAUAGCGAUCAUUUACAGGGUCUCGAGUCCUUUCGGGCACCGUUUAUCUAUUGCUCGCCGGCUACGCGAGAGCUGCUUCUCCGGAUUGAAAAAUAUCCCCACCGGAUGAACUUUAAUAAAGGCAUCUUGGAGUCACGCAGAUUGCACUAUAAGCAUCUUGCAAAGCUUCUGCGUCCGAUUCCACUGAACACCCCAACGGAAAUUGAACUCACACCCCGACGUCAUGUCAAGGUGACAUUGUUCGAUGCCAACCAUUGCACCGGAGCUGUGAUGUUUCUAAUUGAAGGGGGCGGGAAGACAAUCAUUUACACAGGUGACAUCCGAGCCGAGACAUGGUGGGUGAGCAGCUUGGUCCGCCACCCGGUCUUGAUACCAUAUACUCUGGGUCAGAAACGGCUGGAUAAGUUGUAUCUGGACUCUACCUUUGCAAGCAAGACAAAUCCAUUCCGCGAGUUUCCUUCCAAAGCCGAGGGACUGUCUGAACUGUUGCAGAAAGUCCAGGCUUAUCCGAACGAUACAGUCUUCUACUUUCGUGCGUGGACGUUCGGCUAUGAGGAUGUCUGGAUAGCGCUCUCGGCUGCGCUAAACACAAAGAUCCAUGUAGAUCGUUACCAGAUGGGACUUUAUCGGUCUCUGGCCCAGAUUCCAGGUAAUAAGGGGGUUAGUGAAGCUCCUGUCCUCUGUGGCUUUGAGCUGGGAAACAGAGCUGUAACAGGCUGCCUAAGCAGCAACGAAUCAAGUCGAAUUCACAGCUGUGAGCCUGGAGUAUCAUGUCCGGCAGCUCGCGGCGCUAAUGUAAUCUACAUUGUGCCUAUUGUGAAUCGCACAACCAGUGGAGCGGAAAUUCCCGAGGUCGGUGCGGGCGGUGGUAUUGGGGAUCUGUACCAAACACAUGAACUCGAACUGCCAGACGAAUUUGCAUUGGCCGAGUUAGAGAAGUUGUGUCUCAAACACGUCCAGGACAAAGAAGCCCUUUCUCAGAUACGGAAUUCGCUCACGGAUGCCUUCCGGUCAAGAAAGAAAGCACUAUCGCUUGAUACAUACGGUGUGAAGGAGGAGGGCGAAAUUUCGUUGAAAAACCUAGUGACUGCUCUAAGCCAUGGUCCAUCCGAUAUCUCCAGCUUGUCAUCCCAGCCAGAUCUGCCCAAUACGAUUCGAUUCCCAUAUUCACGACACUCUUCUUACUCCGAACUAUGUGAGCUGGUAGCUGCCUUCCGGCCCAAGGACAUCCAUCCAUGCACCGUGGAUCCAACGACCUGGAACGAAGACGUCUCCAUCAGACGUCUGUUCGGCCACCUCUGUUCAGGAACUGACUUUUCGCACGACACUUACAUGCAGCAGACUUUAGCUAACGAUAUUGACGACGAGGGAGAUUUGCGCGCAAGAAAAAGGGCCCGAUACGACAUGAGCCUCUCCACACAGUCCACACAAGAAACCAGUAAUGACAUUGAAGAUUUUAGUCUGGGUACCGCCGAUGCAAGCCAGCAUCAUGAUCAGAAGCAAUACUCUCUACAUAAUUUGAGUCAAUCUGAAGAGGCAGCCAGAGUUAAACGCAACGAAAUCCGUCUAGCACACCGCUAUCUUCAAGAGCAUGCAGAGCCUAGGCUCUUUCAAGUCAAUCCUCUCCCAUCUACAUGGCCGACAGAAAAAGAAGACAAGUUCGAUCUGGCCAGUGGCGAGGGAAGUGAAGAAGAGGAUACGCUCACACCCGACCAGCCGGAUUUAGAACCUUCGGCUACAGGACUCCGACUUAGGUCCGAACCAAGCACAUCCACAAGAAUCAUUGACCUAACUGGUGAUGGUACUACAUCUCCUCGUCCAAUAACCCAACAAACAGACAGUCAACACACAGACGUAUUUUCUCUCUCUAUCUCUGAGUCGGCAUUUGACUCUCCGGGCCAAAAUUCCGUUGAAAAUGGGCUACCGGACCCAGCGCGAAGAGAAGAAGCUCUGAAUAGAUCACGCCGUGCACGUGUCGCUGCUUACUUAGCUGCGCGCGAAGGUACUUUCACUGCAUGGGCCGAUGUGUCGCUUGUUUCGACGGAUAAUCAUGGCGAGGAGGAGAUUGAGCUGUAG
This is a messenger RNA of Penicillium hordei, 2184 nucleotides long. RefSeq lists its product as uncharacterized. The coding region runs from base 1 to 2184 and encodes 727 amino acids. The record is from RefSeq and is a predicted model, not a curated record. Lineage: Eukaryota; Fungi; Ascomycota; Eurotiomycetes; Eurotiales; Aspergillaceae. Gene Ontology annotation, molecular function: 5'-3' DNA exonuclease activity; damaged DNA binding. Gene Ontology annotation, biological process: double-strand break repair via nonhomologous end joining; interstrand cross-link repair; protection from non-homologous end joining at telomere. The transcript has 8 exons.